CUGUGUUUAAAAACAGGAAAUAAGAGAGCUUCAACCCAACAGAUGAGAGUUACUCUAGAGAAGAGCUCAGGAGUCAGAGGAGCGAUGCUUCUACCGGGGAGAAAACAGCUUUUCUGUCUUUUAUGGACCAUCAUUUUAUUAUCACAGUGGGUGCAUGGCCAGCACUGUAUCUGGUACGGUGAAUGUGGUAAUUCCCCUAAAGUUCCAGAGAAGAAGUUAAACUGUAAUUACACAGGCCCACCUAUACCUUUACCUGACCAGGAAGGACAGGACCUGCUACAGGAGCUGUGCCCAGGACUGGUCUAUGGGGACAACAAAGUUUGCUGUGACACCCAACAGCUCAAGACACUGAAAAACAAUAUUCAGAUCCCCCUUCAGUACCUGUCCAGGUGUCCGGCAUGUUUCUUCAACUUCAUGACCCUGUUCUGCGAGCUUACCUGCAGUCCCAGACAGAGUGAUUUCGUCAAUUCCACACAGUUCUCUGCAUUUAACAAAAGCAAAACUAAUGUGGACGAGGUGACCUACUAUAUCAGCCAGACCUUUGCCAAUGCCAUGUAUAACGCCUGCAGUGACGUUCAGGCCCCCUCCACUAAUGUCAAAGCCCUCAGUCUGCUUUGUGGGAGAGACGCUAGCCAGUGCACUCCCAACAACUGGAUCAAGUACAUGUUCGAUAUCAACAAUGGCCAAGUCCCCUUCGCUAUUGACCCGAUUUUCUCAGAUGUACCCACUGCAGGCAUGACACCCAUGAGCAACGUGACGUUUAACUGUACACAGUCUCUGGAUGACGGCUCGAGGCCCUGCUCAUGUCAGGACUGCAGUGAAGCGUGUGGCCCCACACCCGUGGCCCCCGCAGUCCUUCCGCCCUGGACCAUCCUCGGCCUGGACGCCAUGACCGUCAUCAUGUGGUGUUCUUAUAUAGCCUUCCUCAUCAUCUUCUUUGGAGUUGUGCUGGGGGCAUGGUGUUAUAGGAAUAGGAUGGUCACAUCUGAAUAUGGCCCAAUUCUUGAUAGCAACCAGCCCCACUCCAUAAACUCUGAUGGCACAGAUUUCGUAGGUGAUGCUACAUGCUGCGAGACACUGGGCGAGCGUUUUGAGAACUGUCUCCGUGUCCUCUUCAGCAGCUGGGGCUCCUUGUGUGUGCGGCACCCCUUAACCGUGAUCCUGACCAGCGUGGUGCUGGUGUCCAUCUGCUCGGCCGGACUGACCUACAUGCGCAUCACAACCAACCCGGUGGAGCUCUGGUCGUCUCCCAGCAGUAGGGCCAGGCAGGAGAAGGACUAUUUCGACCAGCACUUCGGACCAUUUUUCCGCACCGAGCAGCUCAUCAUCACCACCCCGGUGAAUGCAUCGUUCGUUUUUUCACCCACCUCUGGACCAGACAUCCACUUCUCCUCCAUUCUGAACAUAACGCUCCUCCAUCAGGUGUUGGAUCUUCAGACAGCAAUUACAAACCUAACAGCUGAAUAUAAGGGAGAGACGGUUACUCUUAAAGACAUCUGUCUUUCUCCACUGGCUCCUUACAAUGACAAUUGUACCAUCCUAAGUGUGUUAAACUACUACCAAAACAGCCAUGAAGUCCUGGAUCAUGAGAUUGCUGAUGAGUUCUUUGUCUACUUUGACUACCACACUCAUUUUCUGUAUUGUGCCAGUUCUCCCACGGCCCUGGAUGACACAAGCCCCUUGCAUGACGCCUGCAUGGGUACAUUUGGAGGACCAGUUUUCCCCUGGCUUGCUCUUGGUGGAUAUGAGGGUACUGCUUACAACAACGCCACAGCUCUAGUGAUCACCUUUCCUGUCAACAACUACCUGAAUGACACAGACAAAAUAGGCAAAGCUUUAGCAUGGGAGAAAGUGUUUAUCGACUUUGUGAAGAACUAUGACAACCCCAACCUGACCAUCUCAUUCAGUGCGGAGCGCAGCAUUGAAGAUGAGAUCAACCGCGAGAGCAACAGUGAUGUCACCACCAUCGUGAUCAGCUACGUCAUCAUGUUUGUCUACAUCUCACUGGCUCUGGGACAGAUUAACAGCUUCUGGACAGUGCUGGUGGACUCUAAGAUCUCUCUGGGUAUCGCCGGUAUCCUGAUCGUGUUGAGUUCAGUCGCAUGUUCACUGGGUAUCUUCAGCUACAUCGGCAUCCCUCUAACACUUAUCGUCAUUGAGGUCAUUCCUUUCCUCGUGCUGGCUGUGGGUGUGGACAACAUCUUCAUCAUUGUACAAACCUACCAGAGGGAUGAGAGAAUGCUUGAGGAGGAGCUUCAUCAGCAGAUUGGACGUAUCCUCGGAGAGGUGGCUCCCAGCAUGUUCCUCUCUUCCUUCUCUGAGACUGUUGCUUUCUUUUUAGGUGCUCUGUCUAGCAUGCCUGCAGUGAGGACGUUCUCUCUAUUCGCUGGUCUGGCCGUCUUCAUUGACUUCCUUCUGCAGAUCAGCUGCUUUGUGUCUCUGCUGGGCCUGGACAUCAAAAGACAAGAGGCAAAUCGUCCAGAUAUAUUGUGCUGUGUGAAGUUGUCUGAGGGACAGCAGGGAACAUCAGAAGGUUGUCUGUUCCGCUUUUUUAAGAAGAUAUAUGCUCCUUUCAUCUUGAAGGAUUGGGUGCGCCCCCUGGUGGUUGCUGUGUUUGUGGGAAUGCUGUCAUUUAGUAUAGCCGUUGUUAAUAAAGUGGAGAUUGGACUUGAUCAGAGAUUGUCCAUGCCUGAUGACUCCUAUGUGCUGGAUUAUUUUGGGAAUCUGAGUGAGUACCUGCACACUGGGGCGCCAGUUUACUUUGUGGUAGAGGAUGGACAUGACUACAAAACAUCAGAGGGUCAGAACGCGGUGUGUGGCGGAGUGGGCUGCAACAGCAACUCUCUAGUCCAGCAAAUUUAUACCGCGUCUCUCUUGAAUAACUUUACCAAGAUCAACAACAUUCCAUCGUCCUGGCUGGACGACUACUUUGACUGGGUGAAGCCGCAGUCCUCCUGCUGCAGAUAUUAUAACACCACCGGAGCGUUCUGCAAUGCUUCAGUGGUGGAUAAGACCUGUGUUCACUGCAGACCUAUGACCACUAGUGGGAAACAGAGGCCUAAUGGUACUGAAUUCAUGCGCUUCCUCCCCAUGUUUCUCUCAGACAACCCAAAUAUCAAGUGUGGAAAAGGUUCUUCCAUGGACAGUGUAUUCUACGUCUUCUAUGAACAGUAUCUCACGAUCAUCUAUGACACUGCCUUUAACCUUGGUGUGUCGUUGGGGGCCAUCUUUGUGGUGUCUACGGUGCUUUUGGGCUUUGAGCUGUGGUCGGCAGUACUGGUGUCCUUCACCAUCGCCAUGAUCCUGGUCAACAUGUUCGGAGUCAUGUGGUUGUGGAAUAUCAGUCUCAACGCGGUCUCUUUGGUCAACCUUGUCAUGUGUUGUGGCAUAUCGGUGGAGUUCUGCAGUCAUAUUGUGAGGGCUUUCUCUGUCAGUACCAGGAGCUCGAGGGUGGAUCGUGCAGAGGAGGCGCUGGCACACAUGGGCAGCUCUGUGUUCAGUGGCAUCACCCUCACUAAAUUCGGCGGGAUCCUGAUUCUCGCCCUGUCCAAAUCCCAGAUCUUCCAGAUUUUCUACUUCCGCAUGUAUCUCUCAAUAGUCCUGCUAGGAGCCGCUCACGGCCUCAUCUUUCUGCCUGUGUUACUCAGUUAUGCAGGCCCAUCUGUAAAUAAAGCAAAAGUCAUGGCUGCUCGCAACAGGUUUGUGGGUACGGAAAGAGAGCAGCUUAUCUACUAACAGCUCUGUGACGCUGAACAGCAGUGGACAGCGCCAGCUCUUCAUUUCCAUGUUACAUGCUUAGUAGCACUUCAACAGACUUAACUCAAGACCCCCUUCGGGUGUACAGAAGGCCUUUUUACCAGCUUUCCCUUUCAACAUCCACCAAAAAACCUCAACUUUCAGUAUUGAAGUGAUAGAGUACGGAGAGUCUGUAUGUGGAAAAGAUGACCGUCAUUUCCUCAAAUGUGUGUAAACAUCAAAAACAUGUUGUAACCACAUGUAACGCAGCAGUCACUGUGGUAAACCAACCAAACAAGACAACAAAUGCAAAAAAAAUUGGUAUCAAUGUGUGUAAGAAAUGUGUAACUAAUCCUUUUUAUUUAUUUGUGUUUCUUUUCAUUUUUUUGUUAGUGCGUUUCAUUUAUUUACUUCACGAAUAAUGAUAGAACUGUCGACAGUGAGCCACGAUGGACAAUCUCUUGAUUUAUUGUGAUGCUAUGACAAGAACAA
Sinocyclocheilus anshuiensis is the source of this 4227-nucleotide messenger RNA. Its product is annotated as Niemann-Pick C1 protein-like. Gene Ontology annotation, biological process: sterol transport; cholesterol homeostasis; intestinal cholesterol absorption. Gene Ontology annotation, cellular component: plasma membrane. The transcript is spliced from 24 exons. Bases 43 to 3735 code for a protein of 1230 amino acids. Lineage: Eukaryota; Metazoa; Chordata; Actinopteri; Cypriniformes; Cyprinidae. The record is from RefSeq and is a predicted model, not a curated record. Gene Ontology annotation, molecular function: lipid carrier activity; cholesterol binding.